Messenger RNA from Lagenorhynchus albirostris (white-beaked dolphin), 2569 nucleotides. RefSeq names its product cadherin 12 (gene CDH12). NCBI's taxonomy places the organism in Eukaryota, Metazoa, Chordata, Mammalia, Artiodactyla, Delphinidae. Bases 1 to 2385 code for a protein of 794 amino acids. The transcript has 11 exons. Gene Ontology annotation, biological process: homophilic cell-cell adhesion; calcium-dependent cell-cell adhesion; cell morphogenesis. Gene Ontology annotation, cellular component: adherens junction; plasma membrane; catenin complex. Gene Ontology annotation, molecular function: cadherin binding; calcium ion binding. The record is from RefSeq and is a predicted model, not a curated record.
AUGCUUACAAGGAACUGUUUAUCCCUGCUGCUCUGGGUCCUGUUUGAUGGAGGUCUCCUAACACCACUUCAACCUCAGCCACAGCAGACUUUAGCCACAGAACCAAGAGAGAAUGUUAUCCACCUGCCAGGGCGGCGAUCACAUUUCCAACGAGUUAAACGUGGCUGGGUAUGGAAUCAAUUUUUUGUGCUGGAGGAAUACAUGGGCUCCGAGCCUCAGUAUGUGGGAAAGCUCCAUUCUGACUUAGAUAAGGGAGAGGGCACUGUUAAAUACACCCUCUCAGGAGAUGGCGCUGGCACCGUUUUUACCAUUGAUGAAACUACAGGGGACAUUCAUGCAAUAAGGAGCCUGGAUAGAGAAGAAAAACCUUUCUACACACUUCGUGCUCAGGCUGUGGACAUAGAAACCAGGAAGCCCCUAGAGCCUGAAUCAGAAUUCAUCAUCAAAGUGCAGGAUAUUAAUGAUAAUGAGCCGAAGUUUUUGGAUGGACCUUAUAUUGCUAGUGUCCCAGAAAUGUCUCCUGUGGGUGCUUAUGUGCUCCAGGUCAAGGCCACGGAUGCAGAUGACCCAACCUAUGGAAACAGUGCCAGAGUCGUUUACAGCAUUCUUCAGGGACAGCCUUACUUCUCUAUUGAUCCCAAGACAGGUGUUAUUAGAACAGCUUUGCCAAACAUGGACAGGGAAGUCAAAGAACAAUACCAAGUCCUCAUCCAAGCCAAGGAUAUGGGCGGACAACUGGGAGGGUUAGCUGGAACGACAAUAGUCAACAUCACCCUAACAGAUGUCAAUGACAAUCCACCUCGAUUCCCAAAAAGCAUUUUCCAUCUGAAAGUUCCCGAGUCUUCCCCUAUUGGCUCAGCUAUUGGAAGAAUAAGAGCUGUGGACCCUGAUUUUGGACAAAAUGCAGAAAUUGAAUACAGUAUUGUUCCAGGAGAUGGGGGAAAUUUGUUUGACAUCGUCACAGAUGAGAAUACACAAGAAGGAGUCCUCAAAUUGAAAAAGCCAUUGGAUUUUGAAACAAAGAAGGCUUAUACUUUUAAAGUAGAGGCCUCCAACCUGCACCUUGACCACCGGUUUCACUCUGCGGGCCCUUUUAAGGACACUGCCACAGUGAAGAUCAGCGUGCUGGAUGUGGGCGAGCCGCCGGUUUUCAGCAAGCCCCUCUACACCAUGGAGGUUUACGAAGACACUCCAGUUGGGACCAUCAUUGGCGCCGUCACUGCCCAAGACCUCGAUGUCGGCAGCAGUGCCGUAAGGUACUUCAUAGAUUGGAAGAGUGAUGGGGACAGCUACUUUACAAUAGAUGCAACUGAAGGAACCAUCUCUACUAGUGAAUUACUAGACAGAGAAAGCACCGCGCAGUAUAAUUUCUCCAUAAUUGCGAGUAAAGUUAGUAACCCAUUAUUAACCAGCAGAGUCAACAUAUUAAUUAAUGUCCUAGAUGUCAAUGAAUUUCCUCCAGAAAUAUCUGUGCCAUAUGAGACAGCUGUGUGUGAAAAUGCCAAACCGGGACAGAUAAUUCAGAUAGUCAGCGCUGCAGACCGAGAUCUUUCACCUGCUGGGCAGCAAUUCUCCUUUAAAUUAUCACCUGAAGCUGCCAUCAAACCAAAUUUUACAGUUCGUGACUUCAGAAACAACACAGCUGGCAUUGAAACCCGAAGAAAUGGAUACAGCCGCAGGCAGCAAGAGUUGUAUUUCCUCCCGGUUGUAAUAGAAGACAGCAGCUAUCCUGUCCAGAGCAGCACAAACACAAUGACUAUUCGAGUUUGUAGAUGUGAUUCUGAUGGUACCAUCCUGUCUUGUAACGUGGAAGCAAUUUUUCUUCCUGUAGGACUUAGCACCGGGGCUUUGAUUGCAAUCCUACUGUGCAUUGUUAUACUCUUAGCCAUAGUUGUGCUGUAUGUAGCUCUGCGAAGGCAGAAGAAGAAAGACACCCUGAUGACCUCUAAAGAAGACAUCAGAGACAAUGUUAUCCAUUAUGAUGAUGAAGGAGGCGGGGAGGAAGACACCCAGGCUUUCGACAUUGGUGCUCUGAGAAACCCAAAGGUGAUUGAAGAUAACAAAAUUCGCAGGGAUAUAAAACCAGACUCUCUCUGUUUGCCUCGUCAGAGACCACCAGUGGAAGAUAAUGCAGACAUAAGGGAUUUCAUUAAUCAAAGGCUACAGGAAAAUGAUAUGGACCCCACCGCCCCACCAUACGACUCAUUGGCGACAUAUGCCUAUGAAGGCAAUGGAUCAGUAGCCGACUCUCUUAGCUCCAUAGAAUCUCUGACCAUGGAAGCAGACCAGGACUACACCUAUCUAACAGACUGGGGACCGCACUUUAAAGUCUUGGCAGACAUGUUUGGUGAAGAAGAGAGUUAUAAAACUGAUAAAGUCACUUAGGGGAGAAGCAAAGGCUAAAACACAACCAACAAAAGAAAUUUAAGAGAAAGGAACAUAAAUAGACAUCACGCUUCUACACACACACCACACACACACACACACACAAACACACAUACCGGGCUUUCUAGGACAAGAUUCCUUUGAUUAUUUGGUUUCUAGCAAGUUGCUAUAUUUAUCAUAUUGU